AUGGCCACGCCCUCGACCAAUCAGAGCGCUUUGCGCGCUUCUUCUCCCGCCGAAAGGGUUUCUUCAAAUUUGGACAACAAGCAGUAUGAAGAAAUAAUUCAGGAAAUCAGUGAGAGACAAAAAAGAAAGUUAAACGUCAUAAUAUAUGGCAUAGUUGAAGAGAGUAAUGCAGCUACUGAGGGACAGACCAGAGCAGCGCAGGAUAAAGAGCAAGUACUUACAAUUUUUAGGGCUCUUUCCGUACCAGAAGUACUUACAAUUUUUAGGGCUCUUUCCGUACCAGAAGAUCAAAAUUUGAAGGCAACUCGUAUUGGAAGACAUAAGCCCAACAGUCAUCAGGGGUCGAGUCAAAUAUCAUGCUGCUACCAGAACGUUAGAGGAUUAAGGACCAAAGUUGAUGAGUUCUGCUCUUCGGUUUCAGCUGCUGAAUUUGGAAUCAUUGGCCUUUCUGAGACGUGGCUUGUGCAUGGUAUUUCUUCUUCUGAGUACUUUUCAAAUAAUUACACCGUCUUCAGAUCUGACAGAAAUGUGGAAGUGACUGGACAUGGUUAUGGGGGCGGUGUUUUAUUGGCAUUUGAUCAGGCAAUUUGUGCUUCUAGAGUUAACUUGGAUUCGUUUGUCAAUGUUUCACCUAACGUUGACAUAGUAGGUUGUAAGUGUCUUAUAAAUUACUCCGUAGUUUUUGUAUAUGUUAUAUAUAUUCCUCCAAAUGUGGAUAUUCUUGAAUUUGAAAGUUUUUUUGAACAUUUUGAGCAAUCAUUAGUUUUUGAUGUAGAUGAUAAUGGGUAUACUUUAAUUUUAGGUGACUUUAAUUGUCCUAAUUAUAACAGUGCAACACAAGACAGAAAAAAGCAAUGUAUUUCUAAUUUUAGUUCUUAUUUUGAUCUUAUGCAAUUUAAUAAUGUACUCAACACCAAUCAUCGCCUUUUAGAUCUAGUUUUUUCUAAUUUUAAUGUUUGUGAAGUUGUUAGGGAUGAAGCACCUUUAGUUCGUGAAGAUUUACAUCAUCCGGCCCUCAUACUUAAUUUUGUAGUAAAUGAUAGCACUAAUGUGAAUUUUUCUCCAAAUUGUGAGAGUAAAGCUUACAAUUUCCACAGAGCUAACUUUCUUGAACUUUAUACUGACAUACUAAAUGCUAAUUGGAGCUCUUUGUCUAAUACUGAUGAUGUAAAUGGUGCAUGUUCUGAUUUUUACGCUAUUUUUAAUGCUAUCUUGGAUCGUCAUGUUCCAGCAUAUUCUUUUAAACGCAAGAAUAAAUUUCCUUCUUGGUACACCACUGAGAUAAAAAACAAUAUCAUGUUGAAAAAUAAAUAUCGAUUAAAAUAUAAAAAGGAAAAGAAUGUAAACUUUUUGCUUGAGUUUAAACGGCUGAGGUCUCUGAUAAAAAGACAAAUAAAUAUUGCUUACAAGAACCAUAUCAACAGCAUACAAAAUGCAGUAGUAAGUGACCCUACCAAAUUCUGGUCUUAUAUUCAACACAAAAAGGGCACAUCUAGAAUACCUAGCUCAGUUACCUAUGACUUAAAUAUUUUCGACUCACCUAAAUCUAUUGUUAACGCUUUCGCCGAUUAUUUCAGUGGUGUUUAUUCUGGGACAAAUAGUAACGUGGAUUAUCCUUUUCAGCAAUUAUGUAGCCAUGAUGUAAUGCCUUUGUAUAUAACGAGCUUAACUGAUGAAGAAAUAUUAGAGGCAAUAAAUAGUUUAAAAGACAAAAUGACAUCGGGUCACGAUAAGAUACCGGCUUUUCUUGUGAAAGAUUGUGCAAGAGCUCUCUUACAGCCACUUUCUAUUAUUUACAAUUUAAUAUUAAAAUCAUCUACGUUUCCUGAAAUAUGGAAAUUGUCGAGAGUAUGUCCGAUCUUUAAGAGUGGUAAUAACACCGAAGUUAAGAAUUAUCGACCGGUUUCAAUUCUUUGCAAUUUCUCAAAAAUAUUCGAGAUAGCGAUUUAUAAUCGCAUCUAUCCUGCUACAAAAACUCUAAUAUCAUGGGAUCAGCAUGGCUUCAUGCGUGGACGAUCUACAGUGUCUAACUUAUGUCAACUUACACAAUUCAUAUCCAAUGAACUUGAUAUACGAGGGCAAGUAGAUGUGAUUUACACUGACAUUGCAAAGGCGUUUGAUCGUGUCGAUCAUAAAAUUCUUUUACAAAAAUUGAGUGCACUCGGUUUCAGUUAUAAUUUAUGCAACCUUUUCGAGUCAUAUCUUAUGAAUAGAAAGCAAUACGUUACGUAUUUUGGACACAAUUCUAGUAUUUUCACAGCCACUUCUGGAGUUCCUCAAGGGAUGGUGAUGGUCUUCAGUCAGGAAAACAUCAUCAGCGCGAAACACAGUACAAGGCUCAGUACAUAUAACUAA
Molecule: messenger RNA, 2355 nt
Organism: Anoplophora glabripennis (Asian longhorned beetle)
Lineage: Eukaryota; Metazoa; Arthropoda; Insecta; Coleoptera; Cerambycidae
Exons: 4
Coding region: 1-2355 (784 amino acids)
Source: RefSeq, a predicted model, not a curated record